This is a messenger RNA of Etheostoma spectabile (orangethroat darter), 2433 nucleotides long. RefSeq names its product dopachrome tautomerase (gene dct). Lineage: Eukaryota; Metazoa; Chordata; Actinopteri; Perciformes; Percidae. Gene Ontology annotation, biological process: positive regulation of neuroblast proliferation; developmental pigmentation; ventricular zone neuroblast division. Gene Ontology annotation, cellular component: melanosome. The record is from RefSeq and is a predicted model, not a curated record. Gene Ontology annotation, molecular function: dopachrome isomerase activity; oxidoreductase activity. Bases 176 to 1726 code for a protein of 516 amino acids. The transcript is spliced from 8 exons.
AACAGAAUUUGGCUUUCUUAAUGUGCAUGUAACCAACUGGAAAACAACAUGAUUUGGCUUUAAGAGUUGUUUCCACAGAUGUUAAAACUAUCACUGCAUCUAAACUAUCUACGGCUACAAGUUGAUGUACUAACUGAUUUGUCACCACUGACUGGGGGAAACAAACAGGUGAGAUAUGAUGAAUGCUCUGGGUCUUGCUUUUCUGUGUUUGCUCCUCUGGCCUGAAGCUACUGAGGCUCAGUUUCCUCGAGUGUGCUGCACAGUUGAGGGAAUCGUGUCCAAGCAGUGCUGCCCCGCUCUGGGCUCAGAUGCGGCCAAUGUGUGCGGCUCUCUGUCGGGGAGAGGAAGCUGCUCGGCGGUUCGAGUUGACAACAAACCGUGGGGAGGACCGUACAGACUGAGAAAUGUUGAUGACAGAGAGAGGUGGCCGACCAAAUUCUUCAAUCAGACUUGCAGAUGUACUGGUAACUUUGCAGGGUAUGACUGUGGUCAGUGUAAAUUUGGCUGGACCGGACCAAACUGUGACCAGAAGAAAGCCCCUGUGGUACGGAAGAACAUCCAUUCCCUGACCCCAGAAGAGCUCCGGGAGUUUCUCGAUGUUCUGGACCUUGCUAAGACCACCACCCACCCAGACUAUGUCAUUGCCACCCAGCACUGGCUGGGACUCCUGGGACCAAAUGGAACUGAGCCCCAGUUUGCCAACAUCUCCAUCUACGACUUCUUUGUCUGGCAACAUUACUACUCUGUCCGAGACACUCUUCUGGGUCCCGGUCGGCCGUUCAAAGCUAUUGAUUUCUCACACAAAGGACCAGCAUUCAUCACCUGGCACAGGUAUCACCUCCUCAGCUUGGAAAGGGAGUUACAGAGAUUGACCAGCAAUGAGAACUUCGGGAUCCCUUACUGGAACUUUGCCACGGGGCAAAAUGAGUGUGAUGUGUGUACCGACUCUCUACUGGGAGGCCGAAACCCAGACAACCCAUCCCUCGUCAGUGACCAGUCCAGAUUCUCCAGAUGGGGGGUGGUAUGUGACAGUUUGGAUGAGUACAAUCGCCUGGUGACUCUUUGUAAUGGCACCCGUGAGGGUUCCAUUCAGAGAGGGAUAAUGGAGAGAGGCAACGUGUCUCUGCCCACCAUGACUGACGUCAGAAGCUGUCUGGGAAUGAAAGACUUCGACAGUCCUCCGUACUUCACCAACUCCUCCUUUAGUUUCAGAAAUGCUCUUGAAGGGUACGAAAAACCAGAUGGAGAACUGGAUGAAGCGGUCAGUAACCUUCACAACCUCGUCCACUCCAUGGUCAAUGGAACCAGUGCUUUGUCUCACUCCGCAGCCAACGACCCCAUCUUUCUGGUGCUCCACGCUUUCACUGAUGCCAUUUUUGACGAGUGGAUGAGAAGGUUUGUUCCAUCCAAUGCCACCUUCCCAGAUGAGAUGGCCCCCAUUGGUCACAACAGGGACUACAACAUGGUUCCCUUCUUCCCUCCGAUCACCAACGAAGAGAUAUAUGUUACAUCUGAGAACCUGGGAUAUUCCUAUGCCAUUUCCAUGGAUGAUGCAGAUGGAGGGCCGGCUGUGUUUGCGCUGGGCUCCACUCUGGGGGGAGUCUUCAUCGGUCUCCUGGCGCUUCUCCUUAUCUUUGUGCUCUACCUGCGUCAACGGAGAAAUAGAGGCUUUGAACCUCUGAUAAAAGCAGACUUCACAAAUAGAAAUUACACAGAGGAAGCCUAGAUUUCGCCAGUUGUUCUGAAACACACUUCAAUACUUCAACACCUGAGAGAAAUGGAGCAGCCAAUUACCAAUGUUCUGUAUGCCCUACUGUGAUGCAAGAGGAAAAUAUGAGUCCUGUGUUUGAACUACACUUGGACUUUUUAGGUUAAAUCCAAUUUCAUUUAAGAAAAAUUAUGUGAAUCAUGUAAAUUUGAUUGGAAAUAGUAAUAGACACUUCCCAAUACCAAUCACAAUUAAUGUAUAAUUUCAUUAAUUCUGUGAGCUUACAAGAGCAUGACCCCAUUUCCAUUUUUAAGAACAUUUUACAAUUUCUUUGUAACAGCCACUACACAUAGAAAUCUAUUGGAAUGUUUUUAAUAAAUAUUUAUUCUCAAGAACAGUAACAAAACACAAAUGCAAUUAUCUUAAUUGCACUGGAAAACAAUAAGGCAUAUUUGCUUAACUAGUUAUUCACCUCUCUAAGUUUGAAAUUCCAAACACCACCUCAUUAGGAUUUGACUUCCUAGAGAAAUGCAUUUAUUGUAAAAAAAAAAAAUGGACUCAAAGCAUUUCAUGCCAAUUCUAUUUUUCAGAUAAUUUGUCUGACAGACAUCCAUUUUUUUUUAAUUUUAUUGCAAAAAUAUUACCAUUAAAAGUUCAAUGAUACAAAACAUAAAAAAGGGCAUCCUGUAAAAUUAAUAUUCAUAAUAAAGAAUCCUUUUAAAUGA